AUGCAGAAAUUAAGGACUGUGAUAACUGUCGUCACCCAGUUUAUUUGCCUCUGCACCUCUCGACAUUUACAAGAAGACCAGUGUUGGGUAGCCACGUAUAAUGGAGAGUUGAUCCUGUCCCCAUGUUUUGACGACAGCCGUUGCCGCUGCAACAACACCACGGCCGACUGUUCCUCGAAUAACGGCCUCCUCACCUACGUGCCUCGUCUUUCUUUCGACGUCCAGGUCUUCAACUUCUCCAGCAACAACCUGUCUCACAUUCCUGACGGAUUUUUCUCCAACGUGUCGCAAGUGUGGCUGCUGGAUCUCUGCCAAAACGGCUUAACAUCUCUAUCGCCGAGGGCUUUUCAAGAACUGCAAAACUUGACCACUCUGUUUCUGAACGACUUACAGAACAACCGUCUUUUUGACUUUCCACAAACCUGUGACCAGGUUACAGGUGAAUCAUUUUUCCCCAACCUUGAACAACUGCUGCUGAACAAGAACAUGAUUUCUUCAAUAAAGGAUCCUAUUCAUAGUAUUAGCUAUGAUACAUUUUCGUCUUUUGUGAGCUUGGAAUCCUUGUAUUUAUACGGCAACCUGAUGAAGUUCUUACCAGAUGGAUGUUUUUCUGCCUUGAAAAAGCUGAAAGUUCUGUCUCUCAACAACAAUUUUAUCAGUGUCAUCUCCAUGGACACGUUUGCUCAGGAGACGCGUUACAGCCUGAAGAAAAUAGACCUCAGUGGAAAUCCGUUCUAUUGUUCCUGUGAUAUCCGUUGGUUUAAGGAGUGGCUGAGUACGCGACCUAAAACGUUUGGCAACUAUGGGCAAGAAGGAUACAUGUGUGACAACAUCCCAAAUACCCAAGUACAGCUUUUCCGAAUAAAUGAUCAGGCCUGUCUGCUGGGUCACGCUGCAGCAGCAUUGAACAUUGCCGUCAUCAUCAUCGUGCUCAUCGUGUUCAUCAUCUCCAUAGUCUUCUUCCGCUAUCGCUGGCAUCUCCGCUUGGUGAUGUAUGAAGCGUUUCACCACAGAGGUGCACAGGAGGGACAACUCCGUCACUUCACUUACGACGUCUUCGUAGGCUACGCUGAGGAGGACAGGAAGUGGGUGAUGCAGGAGUUACUGCCCGUCGUGGAGGGUCAGUGGAACCUUCGCGCAUGCGUGCACGAGCGCGACUUCGUUCCCGGCAAGCACAUCGUGGACAACAUCGCUGACUGCGUGCACGACAGUCGCAAGAUUCUGAUGGUUUUCUCUCCUGAUUAUGCUCGCAGCGAGUGGUGUCAGUUCGAGCUGAAGUACUGUCAGUGCUGUGUGAUGGACCGUGACGAGGUGUUGGUGCUGGUGUUACUGCACGAGACGGAGUCACGUGACAUGACCAGCGCCAUGUUUGCAGUGAUGAAGACGACGACGUACAUUGAGUGGGCGGACACUGUUGACGCUCGUAACUCCUUUUGGGGUCGACUGUCUCGGGCAUUGGACUGCGUGAUCAACCCUUAAAACUGUUCUUAUUAUUGAUAACAAAUGUAAAAAAAUUUGUUUUACUUAUUUUAUUUUAACUUUUUUAGUCAUUUAAAAUUUUAAUGUGUGAUAGGCCAAGUUAGGGGAAAUAGCCUAUAUAUAUAUAUAGUUACUAGUCCUAGAGGAUCAGUUAUAUAUCUCCCCAAAUUUGGUCUAUAUGUUUUUAUGCAAAAUUAGAAAAAUUAUUAAGAUUAUUUUAGUACUUGUGGAAUGCUGGAAAUAUUGAGUAUUGCAUUGUCACCAGAAAUGAGUAACUGGUGAAAAGUCAGACCUCUAGGACGAUGGGCAGUGGGUGAGAAACGAUUACAACAUUUCCUGGACAAGGGUAGUGAGUUAAAUAAAAGUUUUAAAAAAGAAACCGAGUAGAACGGCUUAUGAAACUGUGAUUUUUAUGCAACAUAUAAUGCUCUUCAAGGCGACAAGACUGAGUUAAUUAAGCUGCAAACUUGACAAUCUUGUUCAGGUAAGAUUAACUGAUUUUAUUACUUGACUAAAAUCGAGGACACAAUCGGAAAGUAUUUAAGAAUAAAAAGUACACCAUGCGGUAUUGUGGGAAAAACUACGAAAGAUAUUUUAUAGCAAUCGUUUAGGUGCUCUUUUUUUGCUGGAUUGUAUAAAUCUUUAGUACCAGUCAAAUUUGUAUAAAAUUGUACAAGUGAUCACCUUGAUUUUUUGGCAAGUGGAAUUUAAUUGGAAAGAUUAGUAGUCCUGUCAAUGAGAUAUGUGCUGGACUGCCAAAUUCCGCUCAUGCAUUAUUAAACAAGGAUCGAGGCAUACAGGGUAAAGAAUUAAAGGAAAUAAUAAAGAUUGAAAAACAUUCACAUUACCAACACAUACACUGAUUAAUUUAUUCACUUUUAUGAAGUAUGUAUGUUUAAAUUUGUGAUUUUUUUGUUUUAAUAUAUGCUUUACAAUUUUGUUAUAGUAAUUAGUGCGUUUUGUAUUUAGGCUUUAAACUGUGUGCACGUGUGAUUACAUGUAGGACUAAUAAGUGUAAUUCAUAGAAUGUGCCGUGAUAACGGAAAUUAGUGGUGGAGCUGUGGUCUGGAGACGAUACUUUCCAUCUUAGUCUUCUUGAAAGUGAAAGACAAAUUUCUACAGACAGAAGAAAGAAAUGAUUUGCAGUUAUUUAUUGGCAACUGAGUGUGUGUGUGUGGAUAAUGUCAUAGAUAAUGUCUACGUGCGUAGAUUGUAUUAAUUAAUGCUAUUGACAAUGACAAUGAUCAACUUUAUUUGUCCCAGUGGGCAAUUUAAACAUGGAAAGGUGUUCUAGUUACAGUAAAGUUAAAAAUAAAAGUAGAGCAAGUUCGCUGCAAGGUGCUUCGUUAAUAUGUACAUUAGCUUUAUUGAUUUAAAAUAAAAAACAACA
Molecule: messenger RNA, 2869 nt
Organism: Pomacea canaliculata
Lineage: Eukaryota; Metazoa; Mollusca; Gastropoda; Architaenioglossa; Ampullariidae
Product: toll-like receptor 2
Exons: 5
Coding region: 1-1479 (492 amino acids)
Biological process (GO): toll-like receptor signaling pathway; immune response; inflammatory response
Cellular component (GO): membrane
Molecular function (GO): transmembrane signaling receptor activity; protein binding
Source: RefSeq, a predicted model, not a curated record